AUGAAAACGUUGCCAUCUCAUGUGGUGCCUCACGGUAACUCCUCUGCACCAAAUGGACGGGUAUGGGUUGGAGAUGCAAGUUUCAGUUCUUCAUUCCUAAAGUUAAAGGGAAAAUCUAUAAAGUCAAGAGUCUCCCACCUAGACGGCUUGUUGGAUCCAGUUCCUUAUAAGUCAGCUCGAAUGUCUCGCCAUGAGUUUACCUACCAGUUUUCAGUGAAACCGGGGCAGAAGUUCAUACGCACACGCACUUGCCGCCCUUCAUACAAAGGUUUCAAGAAGUCCAAAGCCAUUUUUGCAGUAAAAACUGAUCAACAUACCCUGCUCAGUGACUUCAUCCCUGCCCUUGCUGCCAAUGCUCUGGGCAUAAACUAUUUCAAAAAGGAAUUUUGUAUCAAUAUACAAGCAAGUGAAGCAUUAAGCAUAACAUUCGUACCAUCUCGAAAACCAAGCUUUUUGGAAGACACUUAUGCUUUUGUCAACACAAUCGAGAUUGUUUCCAUGCCUGCUGGUCUGUAUUUCAUACCAGAUGGCGAUCAGGGAGUCCGUGUUGUUGGACAAAAGCACAGAUUCUACAUUGACAACACGACAGCACUGGAGACAAUUCAGCAAGUAAAUUUUGGCGGAAACUCUAUUUCACCCUUGGAAGAUGCAACCAUGUUCCGGGACUGGGAAGAUGACUCUACUUACCCAAUAGAAGUUGGUGCCUUUUCGAUCAACAGAGCCAUCGCAAUCAGAUAUACAUCCUCAGCUAUUCACAUUGCACCAAAAGAAGUUUACCAAACUGCCAGGUCAGUGGGUGCACACUACCAUUCGAAUGUCUGUAAUCUCACAUGGAACAUUCCACUUGAUUUGGGAUUCAGAUACAUUGUUAGGCUCCACUUUUGUGAAGUUGAACCUGCGAUGAUAAAUGAAGGUGAAAGGAAUUUCAAUAUUGUCAUAAACAAUCGGAAUGCUGAAGAUGAAGUCGAUGUGAUCAAAUGGAGUGGGGGACAUGGAAUUUCGUAUACGAGAGACUAUGUUGCCAUUAUGGAGGGUGAUAGAAGGGAAGGUAAGCAUAAACUUUCUACAGUUUUGCAGCCAAAGUUUGCUACAAUCAGUAACUAUAGUAGCGCCAUCUUGAAUGCGCUAGAAGUAUUCAAGAUAAACAACCCUGACAAUAAGCUUGGCAGUGUGAGCCCUGCGCAUCCUGUUACCAGUUCAACACUAGAGAAAUCAGAGCAAUCUGUGCCGUUUUCUACAAAGAAUAAAAUUGCAACUGUACUGACAUUGAUAGUCACUCUGAUCAAUGUUGUUGUUUAUUACACUAGGUGUCUUUCAGAGAUGAACUUUGGCAAGAUGAACAAUAGACAAUCUUCCGGAGACUCGUCAGUUCUAGCUGGAUGA
Messenger RNA from Lycium ferocissimum, 1383 nucleotides. RefSeq names its product receptor-like protein kinase FERONIA. The record is from RefSeq and is a predicted model, not a curated record. NCBI's taxonomy places the organism in Eukaryota, Viridiplantae, Streptophyta, Magnoliopsida, Solanales, Solanaceae. Gene Ontology annotation, molecular function: protein kinase activity. Bases 1 to 1383 code for a protein of 460 amino acids. The transcript has a single exon.